This is a messenger RNA of Paramecium pentaurelia, 1846 nucleotides long. The record is from the annotation of a GenBank genome assembly. NCBI's taxonomy places the organism in Eukaryota, Ciliophora, Oligohymenophorea, Peniculida, Parameciidae.
AUGUCUUAUUAUAUUAGAUCAAAGUUGACUCGUCCCUAAACAACUUCUAAUCACAAUAAACCAUUAGAUAAUAGUUCAAUCAGAGAGAGUAGAUUAAUGUAUUUUCAAUAUUGAUCUUUAGAAAAUAAUACACAACUCCUAAAAUGGGCAGAGAGAAGGAAAAUUUAUAUGAUGAGAAUAUAAAAUUGAAAUCUUAAUUGAAUGAAUAAACUUAAUAAUUACUUUAAGCAAAAUCUAAAAUAUAACAAUUAGAAGUAAGAAUGUCAUUUUUUAAAUUAGAGGGAGUUACAAAGAUUUGAAAACUUAAUUGAAGGUUCUAUUAAACCUGAAACAUCAUCAUAAAAAGUAUAAAUUGAAAAAUAUGGUUUAAUUAUGAAAAUGAAAACCAAAUAGAAAUAAUUGAUUUUAGAGUUAUAGAGUAAAAAUAAAGAAUUAAUUGAAUUAAAGAGAACUAUGAGAUUUACAAAUUAUUAAGAAUUAGAAGUAAAUAUCUUUAUUAUAAAUUAGAUAGAAUUACAAAAUUAUAUAGAUGAAACUAUUAGAUUAAGAUAAAAAUUAGAAUAUAAUGAAUAAAUGAUAGCUAUUUAAUCAUCAGCAGAGCCUUUAGAAAAGUAAAUUCUACAUCUAGAAAAGAUAGUCAAAAUAUUAUAAAGGGACAAUCAAGAAUUAAAUUAAAAGUAGUUAAAUAAUGAUAUUAUAACUUCUAAAUUACAAGUAUUUAAUUGGAAUAAUUAAAGAUUUAAUUGGAAGAAAGUUUAAAAUAGAAUGAGAAAUAAUUGAAUGAAAUCAUAAGUUAUGAAAAAAUUAUUAAAGAUUUGAAUGAAUAUAAUAAAUAAUGCAAUGAUCUCAUAUCCUAAUUAUAAGUCUAAAAUAAGGUUUAGAUAUAAAGUCAAUAAAAUACAACAUCUGAUGAAUUAUUUAAGAUUCAAUCUUAAUUAGAAUAAUUGUAGAAUAAAUAUUCAUUAGAAAUGGAGUAUCUAAAUUAAAAUAAUUAAAUAGUACUAAAAUUUAAGAAAUUAGAUCAUUAAAAACUGAAAUUUAAAGACUGAAUUUACAUAUUUAAGAAAUGGAAAAGCUUAUCGAAAAUUAAGAAGAUAAGAUUCGAGAAAUCGAAUUUUCAAUUUACUCUCCUGUCUCUCGAGUAGGUUAAAUCGAACCUCCUUUAUAGAAUGGAUUUUAAAUUAUGAAGAUAGAAAUGAAAUCUUAGAUUAUGAAGAAAAAGUUGCCUAAAGUUCAAUUCUCAGAUAUUAGAGAAAUUUGUAUGAAAGUUAGAUUGAAUCUUUUCAAAAAUAGAGUACAAUAUUAAGAUAUUGACAAAUAUUUUAAUGAAUCAGAAGAAUUGAGUAUUCAUUAAGUGAAAAAUAUUUUACAUAAGUAGAUAUUUUAAUCUAAAAAGACCUCCCUUUGAGAUUCAUGAUCAUGAAUAAAUUAAAUUGUUAAGUAGAUAUUUAAUAGAAGAUAAUGCUGAAGAUUAUGUAAUGUAUGAUUAGGAUAGAACAAAUUAAACAGCCAUAAUAAACUCAGUUAUGAAAAAGAUAGUUGGAAAGUAUGAAAUAUUGUCUAGUGAAGAAGAACAAUCAAUCUUAUAAUCUAUUUAAUAAGUGAAUUAUUAUAUUUAUAAUAGAAAUUGAACCCUUCUUUAAUAGAAACUAUAUAAAUGAUGUUAACAAAAAAGAAAAAUCUAUUACCAGGAACAUGUGAAUAGUGUGAUUUAGAUUAAGCACUUAAAUUCCAUGAAAUUCAAUUUAGUCAUAGAGAAUAAGAGAGAUUCAAUUUAAUUUGUUUUGAAGUUUCAAAUUCUUUAGAUAUCAUAAAUUAUGAAAGAUUACUAGCUUAUUUUAAAUGA